CAUAUAACGCCUGACACAUAGACUUAGCGUGUUACUACAUGACGGCUGACCCUGAACAAUUGAUGAAAGCCGCUGCCAAAAAGGCUAAAGGAGGCAGCGGCUUCAGCGCCUUUUUCGGAGGUGGAAACAAAUAUGACGAGGCAGGAGAACUGUACAUGGAUGCGGCGAAUGGAUUUCGCUUGCAGAAAGACCUUCGAUCUGCUGGAAUUGCUUUCGAAAAAGCUGCUGAAAUGCAAUUGAAGACGGAUGAGAAGGAUGACGCUGCCAAUACGCUCGUUGAAGCUUAUAAAGCCUAUCGUAGAGACGAACCUGCUGAAGCAAUUCGUGUAUUGUCGAUGGCUAUUGAACUUUUUACUAGACGUGGUAACUUUCGGCGUGCUGCCAAUUACAAGAUGGAUAUUGGUACUGUCUUGGAACAAGACUUGUCUGAUCCCAAAGGCGCUCUUGCCGCUUAUGAGGAGGCCGGAGAGUGGUUUAUGAAUGAUCAAGCCGAAGCAUUGGCAAACAAGGCUUUUCUGAAGACGGCCGACUUGGCUGCUUUGUGUGACGAAUACCAGACUGCCAUCAACCGAUAUGAACAGGUGGCAAAAGCAAGCGUCAAUAACAAUCUCCUCAAGUGGAGUGUUAAGGAGUAUCUUCUUAAGUGUGGUCUGUGCUACAUGCUUAUGGGAGACGACGUUGCCACUCGCCGUGCAUUUGACAGCUUUACGGCACUCGACUUGACGUUCCAGAGCACGCGCGAAUAUCAACUUCUUUGCGAUUUGCAAGACGCAAUUGAAGCAUCUGAUGCUGAUAUUUUUGCGGAAAAGGUCUUCCAAUUUGACCAAUUGUCGAAGUUGGACUCUUGGAAAACUACUGUUCUGCUUAAGAUUAAAAACCGUAUUCAAGAAGCCGAGGACGACCUUACUUAAAUAAUGAAAUUUUAUGGUUUUGUAGCAUCGUCUCCUCCACAUCUUUAGCUAAUGGCAUACAUUGUAUGUACGUCAACAGUACUUAAAUAAUGAUGUUACA
Messenger RNA from Schizosaccharomyces japonicus yFS275, 1011 nucleotides. Its product is annotated as alpha SNAP. The coding region runs from base 39 to 911 and encodes 290 amino acids. Gene Ontology annotation, cellular component: membrane. Gene Ontology annotation, molecular function: soluble NSF attachment protein activity. The record is from RefSeq and is a predicted model, not a curated record. Lineage: Eukaryota; Fungi; Ascomycota; Schizosaccharomycetes; Schizosaccharomycetales; Schizosaccharomycetaceae. Gene Ontology annotation, biological process: intracellular protein transport. The transcript is spliced from 4 exons.